Messenger RNA from Ipomoea triloba (trilobed morning glory), 2361 nucleotides. Its product is annotated as calmodulin binding protein PICBP-like. Lineage: Eukaryota; Viridiplantae; Streptophyta; Magnoliopsida; Solanales; Convolvulaceae. Gene Ontology annotation, molecular function: calmodulin binding. The coding region runs from base 199 to 1989 and encodes 596 amino acids. The transcript has 4 exons. The record is from RefSeq and is a predicted model, not a curated record.
AAUCAAAAAAAGCAGAGCCCACCACCAACUCAAACCCAAAACCCACUGCCUAAUCUUGGAAUUGUUGAGAUUCCCUUUCUUUUCUUCCAUAACUAAAAAGUCCCUUUUCUCAAUCUCAGGGAACCCAUCAUUCAUUCCUUCAUGGCUAUGGCUUUGCCUUUGCCUUGAAGGAAUUCUUUCCCCUUCCAAAAAUCCAUUAUGGUGCAAAGAAAGCUUCCGACCAAGCUCGAUCAUAUAAUGGUGAACAGCAAGCCAUUGUUAGCCAGCCUUAAACAAUCUUCUUUGCUGCCGCAGCACCAGGAUGCGAAGAAGAAGAAGAUGAAGAAAUCAGGUAAAACAACAACGUUCGAGAACUUUCGGUCACCGCCGGCGAGAACGCCGCCGCCGCAGAAGCAGCAGCGGUCUUCUCCGGUCAGAGCUUCCCCGAGCUCGACGCCGAACUACAUGAAGUCAACCAGCAGCUCUGAUGCCCGGAAAGAGCGGUCUCCUCAUAAGAGUUCAAGCGGGGCAAAGUCCGGACAGAAUCCGGCUAAGGCUUCGACUAGGACGACGAGUUUGAGGGCGUUGACGAAAGCUCCGAGCUUUAAACCUGCGAGAGCGAAGAAAUGUUCGCAGGUUGUUAUGUGCGAGGAUUUAGAGGUGCAGAGAGCUACGUGUUCUUCAACGUUGAAAGAUUCCAAGUUUCCUUGUUACCUGGAACUUAGUCCCGGCGGCACGGAAUCUCAGGGGACUUCUGCCAUGAAGGUUUGCCCUUACACUUACUGCUCUCUCAACGGCCAUCACCGCCUUCCAUUGCCGCCGUUGAAGUGCUUCGUGUCGGCGCGGCGGCGGGCGCUGAAAGGGCAGAGGAGCUUCAAGAUUGGGUGCCUUUCUCCCCGCCGAUCAAAGCCCUCCGCCGGAGAAGAAGAGAAUAUGGAAUUUUCCGUUGAAAUCUUCUGCAAAGAAAGGGCAGAUGAAGAUGAUGAGAUCCAGGAGAACAGAGAUUUGGUUCCUGCAAGUGCAGAAGAAGCAGAGGAAUUAAGGCAUGAAUGCUUGAGUGAAGAAGAUCAUGGUUCUUUAGGAAACCAAUCAGAUUCUGAAGAUUCAGAUAUGGAGGGGAUGGAAGACUCUGCUCUGUUUAUUGAUGCUGGGGUUUCUGAAGAAACUGAUCUUGAUAAAAAUGGCUGUCAUGUUAUCAUCCAAAAUGAAUCCACUUUAAAGACUGACAAUAACAACGAAGAAGAAGAAGAAGAAACAGGCUGCAUUAUUGAUGAAAAUAUACUGCAAAAAUCCCUUGAUGAAGAAGAAGAAGAAAAAACAGGGUUCAUCAUUGAUGAAAUUUCUGAUGAAAAAUCCUUUGAUGAAGAAAGUAUGUCCUCUGGAGCAUGGUUAAGUGAUGAUGAUGAUGAUGACACCCAGUCCUCCAUUUCAUGCUUAGAAUCAUCCAGUUCCUGUGUAUAUGUUGAAGAAACCACUCAAGUUUCUGAUGAGGAAAUCUGCAGAGAAAACAUGAUUCCCCCAGAAGAUCAAGAAUCCAAUGAUUCAAAUGAUUCUAUCUGCAGUGAUUGUGUUGAAGAAAUUCACAAUGUGGAUGAGCAAUUGAUGGUUGAAGUGAGGAAGACACAGAAAAUGGCAUCUGAAAACCAGACUUUAGAUCUUGAGCUGCCAAAUCUGAGAGGAACAGCCAAGAACAGAAGGGAGACCGAAGAGGAAUUGGGAGAAUUCAAUCCACGAGGCCCGAAUUUUCUGCCACUAGAGCCUGAUCCCGAAGCAGAACGAGUUAGUCUCAAGCAUCAAUCGAUGGACGAACGAAAGAAUGGAGAGGAAUGGAUGGUGGACUAUGCACUCAGACAAGCAGUGAGUAAGCUCGCUCCUGCUCGACGAAAGAAGGUGGCAUUGCUAGUUGAAGCUUUCGAAACCGUUUCCCCAAUCCCCAAAUUUGAAUCUCACCUUAGCCAUACAACAAAACUGUUCCCCCCACCCUCAAGAUCCAUCCAAGCUUGCAGCUGACACCACUCACAGACAAAGAUUCUUGGUUCCAUGAAUCUGGUGUCAAAGAGAGGGAAUCCUUGUCUGCAGUGAUGAAAGAUGAAGAAAAUGUUGGGUUGAUGGAAACCAGAUGAAAGUUUGCUGCUUGGGGAGGGAUAUCUACAUACAGCUCUACAAAGCACUCAGAUUCUAUAAUAUAUAUAUAUAUAUAUGUAAUAACUGAAAGCAACUGACUGUGUUCUAAACUUGUUCCAGUGGAUGAUGAUAGCUCAUCCAUCCUUUCCUGCUGUAGAGGGUAACCAUUCCCUCAAUCUGUUGUGUAAUUUUAGCUUGUGUUUUGUGUGGUGUGUUUAUAAGUUCUUAACCUUGUGAUUUUUUUUUUCUUCACUCUAA